Sus scrofa (pig) is the source of this 3669-nucleotide messenger RNA. RefSeq names its product ermin (gene ERMN). Gene Ontology annotation, molecular function: actin filament binding. NCBI's taxonomy places the organism in Eukaryota, Metazoa, Chordata, Mammalia, Artiodactyla, Suidae. Gene Ontology annotation, cellular component: internode region of axon; neuronal cell body; cell cortex. The record is from RefSeq and is a predicted model, not a curated record. Gene Ontology annotation, biological process: morphogenesis of a branching structure; actin filament organization; regulation of cell shape.
AAUCAAAAGGUUGCCAUUAAUUCUGCUGCGGAGACUGCUAAGCAACAAAGAAGAUGGUGAUUGGCCAGAUUCUUGCUCAUGAGUUGUGGCAAGUCUGACAAAUUCAAUUACUUUUGUUCAAAGCUCUAUCUUGACAGCUUUAGGUAAAGGAGCUUGCUAUGAUGUACUAAAGUAAAUAAUUUGUGUUCCUAGAGUAAGCUUUGGAACUAUAGGAUUUGAAGGCAAGAGAACAUAUCAAAGAUCUUGCCCAAAGCUCCCUCCAAGUCGGACUCAGCUGUACAUCAUGACAGACAUUCCAGUGACAUUCAGUCGGGUUGAGUGUAAUGGGGAUGCACCCCCUGAAAAUGGUCAACAAAAAUUCGCUGAAAUCCCUGAGGAAGCCAGUGACGUGGAUGGCACCCCACCAUACUGCAGGGUAGAACCUAGGCUUGAAAAUGUACCCCCAGAAGGAAAUCCGGAGCAAAGUGAAAAAUUACAAGGGAAUAUACAGCUCAACUCACCCAUGGAUGAGAAGAUUCUAAAAGAAAAACCAGAAGAGAAUCUCUAUAUUGUUCGUAAGGCUAUCACAGAUCUCUCUCUCCAAGAAACAAGUGUUGAUGAAAUGACAUUCAGGGGAGGGCAUCAGUGGGAGAAGAUUCCUUUGAGGAGCAGUAACCAGGAAAUAAGUAGACAAAAGGAAAGGAUUGCUGAGCAGCCUCUAGAAGAGAGAGAAAAUGAGGAUCUGAAGAAUGAAGCUCAGCAGGCAACUGAAAUUGAAUGGUUAGGAUUUCGGAAACCUAGCCAAGUUGAUGUGUUCCGUUCUAAGCAUGAUGAGCAAGAAGUUUGGGAUGAAGAAAUUAAUAACGAUGAUGAUGAUUACAAAGAUGAUGAAGAUGAAGUUCGAGUGAUCGAAUUUAAGAAAAAAAAUGAAGAUGGUUCUCAAUUAAAAGAGGAAGGCCAUGCAAGGGAGGACUCUCCACUGAGCAGCCCCAGUUCCCAACCUGUCACACCUGAUGAGCAGCCACCCUUCGGAAAGAAGGGUGAUAUCUCCAGAAAUGCUUAUUCAAGAUACAAUACGAUAUCCUAUCGGAAAAUCAGAAAGGGGAACACCAAGCAAAGAAUUGAUGAAUUUGAGUCUAUGAUGCAUUUAUAAGCUAACUGGAACUGAGAAGUUAUCAAGCCCACUAAAGCAAAAGCUAAUUCUAUUUUCCUGAGAUGAAUCUUUGUGUGCCUUAUUUGAAUCAUCCCCUUUAAAUAAGUGGAAGCUUAAUCUCAGUUUCACUGUAGAAUAAUGUGGGAAUAACCCUAGAGAAUAUUCAGUAUGGUAACCUCAAAUCAAAAAACUUGAUUCACCCUUGGACAUUUGCUUGUUAAAACUUCACUAAUAUAGCCUUGUGUGAUAAGCACUAAACAGCCAGCACCACUGGGGAAUCUGGCAUUUAAAAGUUUGGCUUUAAACGUAGCAAAGCUGGGAAAUGAUGUCUUUCUUCCUGCCUACUAAGGGUGAUAGAAAGUCAGGUAUUGAAUCUCUCUUUUAAAGGUGGUUUCAUAGACUCUGGCAAUAAACUUUCCAAAAUGCUUUGCCUUUUUGAUUAUCUUCAAAAAAGAUUUUAAGUUGUUUUUCUUGGCACCUUACAGAGUGAAAUUCUGUAUAGACUGCUUUUCUAGGUGUUACCAUUCACUGAAUUUUCUCACCUGAGGGGCUGAGCAAUUGUCAGUCAGAAAAAUUCUGUUUACUAAAUGGUGGUUUAAUGCUCUCAAGAUGAAUUAGAUCCAUUGUGAGGUUGCUACAGGGAAGCACUUGAAGAUUGGUGGGCAAUAGACUAAAGAGUUAUAUCAGAUAGUUUAUUCCCGUGACAGAAAAUAAAAUCUUGUCUAGCACAGUUAAAGUCAUUAAACAUGAAAAUGACAGCUUUAGCACAAUUUUGAGAAAAUACCCCUCUCUAUUACUACACUUUCUCUUAUUAACAGUAUCUCAGAAUAAUUUUCUUUCCUUAGAAACCUGAGACAACUCUAGUCAUAACUGUACUAGUUACUAUGAAAAUGGAAAUAAUUAUCUUAGAGUAUUUUCAAAGCAGAGUGUGAAUGUGUAUUUUUAGUGAGAAAGCUCUGAUGGUUGUUGGGAAUAUAUAAUUUACUGGACCUCAGCCCAAAUCAAGAUGCUUAAAAUUGUGCUUGUGAAGCUUCACUCAAAUCAAUGUGUCAAAUAAUGUAUUGAAUAUUUAUGAAAAGGGAGAGUCUAUAUUUAUAUUCUUAGAUAGUUCCAUAAUUUUUCACUUCAUGCUUCUAUAUAUAUUAUCCUGAGCUUUCUGUCACCACAGAUAAAGAGAUUUUUUUGGCCCUGAAAAUAAGAGACAAUUCCUUAUUGUCUGAAUGUAAUACAGUCUUCAUUGUACUAUUCAACCCUUUGUUUAUUUAUUUUUCAUUUCAUGAAAAACUCUGGGAUAGCCCUUCUCAGAUUAUUGCUUAUUUAUGUGUAACAAAUCCCACACAUUCUAAAGGCACUUUCCUUAAAUCUUUCUUGUCAUAUAAUAUAUGUCCAUAGUAUCAUGUACUAUUAUUUACUGUUCACAAGACUCAACUUUGAAUUCUUUUUUCCUUUUAUUCUUUCAAACAGAUAAUUCAAAAUCUGACCAUAUAAAAGUCUGUCUUGCUUAAUCUAUAUAAUCUAUAUAUUACAUUCUCAACAGUGCAAAUUUUCAGAAUAAAUCCAGAGAAAUUAGGUCUUUAUUGAUAAAUUUAGGUAGAAGAUUGAUGUACUAGGACAAUGACCUGUGUAUUUAGAUCCUCUUAAUCUUUCCAUCUGGACAACCCACUUUCUUUUUGGAUUACUGGUGACCACUAUAAUUUUCUACUUAACUUCAAAGCACAGUAUUGUGUUAGCCAUCAUGGGAUAGGACCAUAUUGCUAACCUACCAUCAACAGAAUUAUUCCAGCAGAGGUGGAGUAUUCCUGAGGACCCAGAGUGAGGUGGGUGAUCUGUGGCCAUUUGCAUGGCCAAGCAACUAGUUCUUAUUGGGCUCCAAAAUAUAGUCCUUUUAGCUCUGUGCUCUUACCAGAUGAUUAACCAACUAUGAAAGAUUUUUGUCAACAGAGACUAUUUCAGGCUACAUGUAAUGAGUAAAUGCUUAAUGCUCCCAGAUGAGGCAAUGUAGUUGCAAAAGAGCACUAAAACUAUUAUUUGGCACUGGUGUCCAUUGCCUUAGGCUGAUAUCUCACACUAAGAUCACAGAGUUAAGUGACUAUAAGGAACAUAACAGUGAUAGAUGGUUGUUUGAUUCCUCGUAACCUAGAAAAGACAAGGGACUGGCUCAAAUCGUAUGGAGGACAUUUAACAUAUUUGAAAAGCAUAUGGGACAUAUUAAGAACACAAAUUGGUAACUACAUGCGAAGGCUGACCACUUUUAUGAUUGAAGAUUUAGGGGUGAAAUAAGGACUCUGGUACCUGGGAGGAAGGAGAAUUGAUUUAUUGUGAGAAUGCUGAUAUUUCUUACAUUAUUUUUUAUUUUCUUUAGAUGCUGAGUGAACAGGAAGUAAUAACAGUUCUAGUUCCCUAUCAGUAUAAAACUUACCUUUCAUAUAAUGCUACCUUUGAAGACACAGAAUAUAUCAGACUCUACCUACUUGUUAACAAUUUAAAUAUGUGUUUGACCGGCUCGCAAUAAAAGCUUGUGUCUAUGUUUUUGUCAA